AGAAAGGCAAAGACAAACACACGAGGAGAGAUGGAGCACAGAAAAAUGAACGGGGGAAAAGUCUUCAUAUCAGGUGAGAUGGCAUCACUUCUGUUUUAUCGAAGAUGGAUAUUUUGUCUGGAUGUAAUGCUGUCUCUGAAAAGAAAUGUGUCUGUGUUAACACUAGAUUUCUGAAAGAUGUUAUCAUUAUUACUAAACAAUCUACCAACCAUUCAAGAAUUAUGUACCACCUGAUUGCUAAACAGAUAGUUUUGGAGAGGGGUAAAAAGACAGAAAAAUCCUGUUGCAUUAGAAAUCUGGCAAGACAUGACAGGAAGACUUUGAAACCCAGCAUUUAUAAAGAGGGCUUUUGUGAAUACAGAGGAGAAACAGCUCUGUUUGGGCUAAGACAUGUUGUUUGUGACAUGUCGUCUCACAAACAUCACUCAUCUCUCCACAGUGCUGUGUGUGGCUGCGGUGUGCAGUGCUGUUCCCGUCAGUGACCUGCUGGACCGAGCUUCUCAGCGCUCUGACACUCUGCACGCCCUGAGCACCUUGCUCACACAUGAGCUGGUCAGUUCCCUGUUUUCAGCUUUAUCCUUUGAGCUCUGCACAAGAUAAAAUCAGAUUUUCUAAACAUAAAAAAAAAAAGACUUGUAAAAAAAAUAAACUGUCCUUUAACAAAGCUGAGAGUGUAUACAUGUAGAAUUUUCUAAAUUUGACUGCCAUCAUAGUAAAAUUUGUAUUUGUUUUGAAUACAAUGUCGUCAUCUCUCCCCUCCAGGAUUCUCAUUUCCCACCUUUGGGCCGAGUGAUCAUGCCCCGCCCCUCAAUGUGCCACACCUCUUCUCUACAGACACCCAAUGACAAGGAGCAAGCUCUUCAAGUAUCAGUAAGUGACCACAUCUAAUAUGCCCCCCCCCCCCCCUUCUUUUCCCACUUUUUCUCAUCUUUCUCUGGGCUGUUAUCAUCUAUCAGAGCUAACUACCUUUGUAACGGCAGAGUCUGACUACCAAUGAGCUACUGGGCCAUUUUCUCACUUCUAGAGUACUCACUGCCCUCUGCUGGUCAAUUAUUUUAACAAGCUAAGACACACCUGACUGCCUGUAAUAUCUGUACAGAUUAUACAAACUCCACUUGACUGCUUUUGAUGGUAUCUUCUCAAUAAGCUUAUUCUUAUAUCAUGAUAUCUAUAUCACUUCCCCCAGGAGUCCGACUUGCUCUCAUUGGCUCGUUCUCUGCUUCAAGCCUGGAUAGACCCCCUGACAGUCCUGUCAAACUCUGCUAACAACCUGCCCCACCCUGCCCAGAACAGCAUAUCCAACAAGAUCCAGGAGCUUCAGGAGCACUCCAAGAGUCUGGGAGACGGCCUGGAUAUCCUCUCUGGCAAGGUGUGCAAGCGUGAAGAGAGGAACCCUGGAGUCAAUUUCAUACAGCCUAAAAAAGCAUAUACUGCUUUCCUCCUCUCACUCUCUUUGCCUCUUUUCUCUUCUAGAUGGGUGCAGCUGCUCAGGGCAUCUCCUUUCUUCCCUACAGAGGAGGUAAUGACAUUGGCCAUGACAAAAUUUCUAAACUGACCAACUUCCAUUUCCUGUUGUCCUGCUUCCGCCGGGACUCCCACAAGAUCGACAGCUUCCUGAAAGUCCUGCGCUGCCGGGCGGCUAAAAUGUGCUGAUGAAUUGAGGCAGCCUGCUUGACUCUGAGGGGAGUCUUCUCUCUUCUCUUCUAAUGCCUAUUAGCUACAGAUUAGCAUCUAUUAGGAACCUGCUAUUGGAGCUGACUUUAGUUUGCAAAGAAGGUGAAGAUAUGGAGGAGUUGCACAAUAUUCUUAUUUUACAGACACUCUUCAGCCAUCAUAGUGCCCAAAUAUCAAUCUGACUGAUCAAAUUCUCAUAAUGAAUACAUGAAAGGGGAAAUUAAACAUGCAAAGCUCUUGUUUUUAUUGAAAAAUUUCCCAAACAUAUUUGCAAAAAGGGUGUUGACUUUAACAUUGACAUUUCAAAACAGGUCAAGACAUGAAUGCUGGUAUGGGAGCUGGCAUCUUAUAGGUUUACUGUAAACUGUUGUUCAGUCUUGUUAAUGGGUUGGCAACAACUUUAUGACAAUCAUACACUCUCUCAUAUGUUUCCAGCUGGUCUGGCAGUAUUAACUCUUAAUAUUUUGGUCUAAAACUUAAGUAAACACCACCCAACCUUGACUUCUUCUCUCUUUAAUUAAGUUUUACACCCUUGAAAGCCUGCUGCCAAAGAAGAUUAAGUCGUGCAAAUUCAGGUGAGAAGUAUAAAAUCUGUCCCUCUGGCUACUCUCACACUUCCUCCUCCACACAUGCAUGGUUUUAAUGGAGAAUAGCUAUCGAUGUCUAACUGAUGCUUGUCCAAUGUUAAACAGCAGCAUUUGCACUUUAGGUCUAACUCCACGCUCUGAAAAGCAAACUGAAUGUAACGGCUUUAAGCUGCAACACUGCUUUAAAAUGUUUAUGUCAGAAUAAUAAAAUUACUUGCAAGUAA
Xyrichtys novacula (pearly razorfish) is the source of this 2485-nucleotide messenger RNA. Lineage: Eukaryota; Metazoa; Chordata; Actinopteri; Labriformes; Labridae. The record is from the annotation of a GenBank genome assembly.